Molecule: messenger RNA, 2263 nt
Organism: Suillus subalutaceus
Lineage: Eukaryota; Fungi; Basidiomycota; Agaricomycetes; Boletales; Suillaceae
Product: PLP-dependent transferase
Exons: 6
Coding region: 62-1765 (567 amino acids)
Biological process (GO): molybdopterin cofactor metabolic process
Molecular function (GO): molybdenum cofactor sulfurtransferase activity
Source: RefSeq, a predicted model, not a curated record
AAAUAUAUAAAGGCACUCUGUAGUUCACCGACGUCCCUCCCUUACACCGACAUCAUUCGACAUGGGCAACAAACACUCAUCUCCUGUGCUUCCCGAUCAAUCUCGUGAACAGCGCAUUGGCGUUAACACUAAUCACGACCAUUCUGCACCAGUAUCUCGCAUCAGUCUGAGAUAUCACAAAUCGCAGGCUUCGCUGUUGAAAUCAAUAUCAUCGCACGACACACUUUCCUGCGAGAAACCUGCGCCCCCGCCUCAUAGUUAUCAUCCAAACGUCACUCAUUUAUCACCGACACUGACAACAUAUGCACCCUUGACACCCUCCAUCUCACGACAAGAUGCUGAAGCACGCGCAUAUAGUGCAUUUCUCAAAUCCUUCCCAGAAUAUCAGAGCACUUGGAUACUUGACACCCUCCGAAGAACAGAUUUUGCCAGAUUAGAUCGAACCGGCGAAACAUAUGUAGAUUACAUGGGUGGGGCACAACAUCCUGAGAGUCUUGUUCGCGUUCACAGCGCAUUCUUAACCGAAUCCGUCAUGGGAAACACGCAUUCAGUCAGUAAUAGCUCCAAGUUAUCAUCACGAUACGCUGACGAGGCCCGGGAUGCAGUUCUUUCAUUCUUUCGAGCACCGCCAGGCUACACCGUUGUGUUUACAGCAAAUGCAACAGCUGCGUUGAAGCUUGUUGGGGAGGCGUAUCCCUUCAAGUCUAAUAAUGGCUAUAUCCUCGGUGCCGACUCUCAUAAUAGCGUCCAUGGAAUCCGAGAGUACGCUUCACGUCGCGGAGCUCAAGUACAUUACAUCCCAUCAACUAGUACUGGAGGUUUCGUUCUAUCUACUGCCAAGGAUAUCUUGAGUCAGCACAGACCACAAAACGCUUCCUCACUUUUUGCCCUAACGGGCCUUUCCAAUAUCACUAACGCGAAAAAUCCACUCUCAAUCAUCGGAUUCGCAUCCUCACUAGGAUACCACACACUUCUUGAUGCUGCCGCGCUGGCACCAUCAUCUGUCAUUUCUCUUUCGGAAACCCCUGUCGAUGCUAUGGUUGUCAGCUUUUACAAGAUGUUCGGUUAUCCGACAGGCGUCGGAGCCCUCAUUGUCAAGGAGUCAUUCUUACAGAUCUUGGAGCGCCCGUGGUUCGCUGGAGGAACCGUUGAUGUCGUCCAGGUGCCAGGCCCAGUCUUUACUAGAACGAGCGUUCUUCAUGAACAAUUCGAAGAUGGAACCAUCAAUUUCAUGACGUUACCCGCUGUCACAGACGGUCUGCGAUUUCUCUCCGCAUAUCUGCCAUUCCUUCCUCUCCGCCUCUCAUGUCUUACACACUACCUUGUCGCCUCGCUCUCUUGUCUGAGACAUGAUUCGACAGGAACCCCUGUCGUUAAGAUUUUAUCCAAGCUUCCUUCCAAAAGACUCAAGUCUGUUGGAGAACAAUGUGACAGUGGAUCUACAAUCUCUCUUAUCUUCCUCUCGCCUUCAGGAGAGAUGAUCCCAAACAGCUUCAUUGAAUGUUGCAUGUGCAAUCCCGGGGGCGCAGCCUCGUUGCUGGGUAUUCAAAACCAGAUGGAACGGCUGUAUCCCGGCGUCACGCUUAAAGACUUUGGCCAGGUCGUCGGUCGCGAGCUCGGUGUUGUGCGGAUCAGUCUAGGACUCGCAAGUAAUUUCCAGGAUGCGUGGAAAAUUGUGAUGUUCGCGUCAUCCUUGGCAGAUAGCCGUACACGACAGGCACUCUGGGAUACCUGGACCAACGUUCCUAUUGGACAGGCUAUGUAAGUAGCCCGGUUUGCCACCGGAUAUCUGCUAUGCGGAUGAGGCUGUCACCAUAAUUAGAGCCCACAGAGAGCGAAACCUUUAGAACUUGUAUAUCUCUUUUCUUGGUUAUUUCUUGCACACCAUUUCGUCGCGCAUUCAUAGCCGCAUCUCCUUCAUCACGGAUCACUUGCAUAGCAUAGCAUAACAUAGCACCAUCUCAUUAUAAUCUUGUACGUGACUUCGGCAUUCGUCCCCUCUUUUGGGCCUGGUCUCUCAUUUAGUCUUCUACGCCUUCUCAUUGCUAUCUUUCCCAGCAUACCACAAUUCCCGAAUAAUCGGAUAACACGUAUAGACCCCGUGUUAAGCAUGCGAAUACCUACAUUUCCGAUUUCGUACACUACAUCUUAUCGAAGGGAUCUUCUUGUCUCACCAUAUCUUACAUACACGCGUUCCACUACGUCACUAAGGAACAUUGUAUUAGCUGUGGGCGAUAUAAUUGCAGACUCUUUGUGUCGUCCA